Messenger RNA from Pogonomyrmex barbatus (red harvester ant), 4827 nucleotides. RefSeq names its product UDP-glycosyltransferase family 50 member B3 (gene Ugt50B3). Lineage: Eukaryota; Metazoa; Arthropoda; Insecta; Hymenoptera; Formicidae. The record is from RefSeq and is a predicted model, not a curated record. Gene Ontology annotation, molecular function: UDP-glycosyltransferase activity.
UUAGUUUUGCGGAUGAACAAGUUUUAAUAAUAAGGGCAUUAUAAAGCCGCUUGCAUUAGCGACAGCUCGCCAUUAUCCUCUUGGAGAGAUGCCACAUUACUCAACGAAGUAAUUUUAUCGAUUCAACAACAGCAGAUUUCGUCAACCAAAUGAUUAUAAAAUAACACAGUCAAGUCAGAUGUUUAUCGACUCGAUGUGGAUGUCCACUUCUCCGAGUGUGGUAGAUGUCCAAACAUUCUCGGACGCGCGACCAACGACGAGGAACGUCUUGGUGGGAGGGCAAAACUCUCUCUCUAGAGCUCAGCUGAUCAUUAAAGCUGCUGCUGGCACAGUCAAACUUUCACGCUCGGCAAUACGCGAGCUUCGCGAGCGAGCAGUUGUCCGACGCCGCUACCGAUUUCAAGGUCCGCGCUUCCGAGUCCGACUCACCGAUUCCGCUCCGAUUACGAAAAUCGCGACGUGAAUCGUGCCGAGCGAGCGUGACAGAAUCGUUGAUGGAUCGCUGGCUGGCUGUGCGAUCCGAAAAUCCACCGGCGAAUCCGAACGAAAAGAAGUAAAAAAGAGGCCAGACCAAAAAAGAUUGGGCAGGUACGGUUCCCAUUAAAUGAACCUGCUCGAAAGACCUAAAUGAAACUUGAAUAUUGGAAUAUUGGAAUAUUACUCUCUUUAUGAUACUUCGCUAUUAAAAGUUUUUAUACCGCUAUUAAAGUUUUUAUAUUAUUAAUUCCAACAGCAUUAUUAUUAUUAUUAUUAUUAAAAUCGAUAACUUGAUUAGUUGAAGAGGAGAUUGCCCGAACAACCUGGAGAAAUUGCGUGGCGUUCGAGCAGCAAGUUUUUUUUUCUUUUUCUUUUUUUGGUGAAAUGCGAACGGAUUUGAUGAUAAGUUAUCGCGGGCUAAGAAGUGUUCUUAGUUGCGUUGAGAGAAAUUAAAAUCGAUACGAUCAGGUGCAAACGUAAAAACUUAACAAAUUGGAUAGAGCGGUUAGUGAGAGUUAGUCAGCGAAUGGAAGAAAUGACUAAUUAACUGCACCUUAAUGUAAGACCAUUUGAAGCGAUUCGUUCACCGGUAAAAUAUUACGCGGCGUGGAACACCUCACGCCGCGCCGCGCCGAGGAACAUCUCAAUCUCGAGAGUUUGAACGAAGACAAAUGAUACCUGACGCGGGAAGCGGCGUCGAGCUUCCAAAUCCGAGAAUUGGAUUAUCACGACGGGCGAUCGCGCGUACGAGACGUGCGUUAUUAGUGAAAGUCGCCCGCGCCUUUCGUACGGUUUGAGGAUCAAGUGUAGAGCGGCGCCGCACGAGAUUCCCGCCAAGAAAACGCGUGAAGGGGUAAAGAAGGUCAGGAAGGAAAGGAAGGAUCAAGAGAUCUUCAUCUGGCCGGAGAAAGGGAAAGAUAAUUGAACAAAAUGACGGGCGGCCUCUCGCCGACGACGAUUCGAAUUUCGACACACGGCGUCGUGAGAAAUCGGUAAAAAUCGGCGGUUUAACAAGUCGAGCACUUCUCAGAGCGAGAAGUUGCGCGUUCAUUGUUCUCUUUGUUGGCUCUCCUCGGAAUAUCGGACCGGAGGAAGUCCGAGCACUUUGCCGAACGAGUACGGGAGAGAAAGGAUCCGAAGAAGAUAACGAGAAAAGAUCCGAGGAAGACAGCGUGAGACGACAGCGAAGUAAGAAGCUUCUAAAGAGAGUUAUAAGGAGCAAAAAGAUUUAAAAGGAAUCGUCGGAUCGCGUCGUACUUUUGUAAAGCCGUGCUCUCACGAUUCGGCGCUUUGCAAGACUUCGCGAAAGAUUUAAAGGAUCGUUAAGAAAACAAAUGAAAAUUUAACAGAGCACUUCGCACUAAUGUUUUUCGCGGAGUGAAGUUAUUUUGAGUGCGUUGCACUCGGCGGAAAUUUAGAAAGGGAAAGAAAGGAAACGUCCAAGUUGAAAUAAUCGAAGCAAAACAGUCGGGCAUAAAUUUUCAGUCUGUGGCAGUGUCUUUUUUUGUUCUCCGAAAGCGAUGUGAUACAUCGCUCGUCUGACAGAAAUAGUUGAUUUAAGUGACUUUCAAGUAACGUUAUAAAUUUAAGUAUACACUUGGUAAAGUUAUAACAAUUUCCUCGUGCUAUUUCCCGGUAGUUAACGACCACCAUUGUAGUCGAGUGAAUAUUAAAAAGACAUCAAAAGAAUCCCGUCCACUGGCGGAAUCCCUACAAAAGGCAAAGUGCGAAGAACUUCAGUGGUAAAUUGGACGGGUUUGUUGGAGAUCAACGGGCCGCGCGCGAAGAGUAGAAGAACCAUCUUCGAGAUUAUUUGCUUGCCGGAAACGAAUGGGAAUCGAGAGAGACGAGACGCACGAUUCACCGCGAACAAAAACCUUGACAGUGCUUUUCUUUUCGGCGGCGUACAUUAAAAUGAGAAUGAGGCUUUAACUCGAACGAGACUUGACCUUGCUCACCUCGCGCCGAGAAAACAUGUGUGUUUUUUUAGCUUUUGAAUUUUAACGAUUUCCAUUCAUAUCAGUUCGAGCGAAUUCGAUUCCCCCGAAAAUACGCGGAAAAUACGAGUCGGAGGAUGCGAGGGAUCGCAGUCGUAGGAACGCGAUCGAGCAGCAAUCAGACGCGACACGCUCGCGAAACGUUCGCCGGGUGAUCAACGGCACGGAUCGCAACGGCGACGAUUCGUCGGCUCGUCGCCGUGAACUGGAGCGUAAGGGAUCCGUACUUCUGCCGACAUCAUUCUGGUCACCCAACCGGAAACGCUCCGAGGAGAAUACGGAUUCGCCGAGGAUCCUUCGGUCCGUUUCUCGCUUCGUCGAGGCACGAAAGAAAUUCGUGACGAAAGCAACGCGCGUUCGAACGUGACGGGAAUCGUACGUCGUGGUCGGAGAAAAAAAAAAAAGGAAAAAAGGGAGAAGAACGAGAGAGAAAAAGAAAUGAUGUUGGUUCGCGAGACGAUUGUCCUUUUCCGUUAAGAGAUCGUCGACGAUCUCGGUAUAUUUCGCGCUCGCAAGAAGGAAGAGAAUCAUCGCGAAGGAAGAAAACCGUUCGCCAUCGUUACACACUAGUCGGCAAGCGGAAAUCUCAAGAAUGACGCACAUCGUACAUCGACUCGGCUUCCACCAGCUCCUCCUGGGGUUCAGCCUGCUGAUCGAACCCCUACUGGGCUACAACGUUCUGAUGGCCACCAUGGGUGGCACCAAGUCUCACACGGUGCCCUUCGUCGCCCUUGGUACGAGUCUGAGAUCGCGAGGACACAACGUUACGCUGCUGAGCGCUUUCCCCGGUCCUGCGGCGAAUAAUGAUCUUCAUGAACUGGUGCCGUCGAUUCUCGAGGCUUACGUCGAGAAUUUCACGGCUGAGUGGGAUCUGGUGGGUGCCAGGUUCCGAAACGAGCUUCCGGUAUCACCAUGGGACGCCAUGAGAUACGCCUGGGAAUCCUGCGAGGCGUUGCUGCGCGACGCGCCGUCGGUAGCCAGCAUGAGAAAACCGGAUGGCGAUCCGCACGCCCGAUGGGAUGUUGCGGUACUCGACGGAGCUUAUCCCGAAUGCAUGUUGGGGAUCCUGCACGGAGAGAAUGUGCCGACGAUAAUGCUGAACACGGUGGCACUGUACAGCGGAUCCAUUAUGCGACAGGGUAAUCCAUCACCGUGGUCAGUGACACCGUUCGGUAAAGCGAUCACGCAGGACAUGACUUUCCUCCAAAGGGUCCUGAACACGGCGGCCCUGUUCACUCUGAAGAUUAUGCAUUGGUUCACACUCUCGAUUUAUCUUCAGCCGACGCUCCAGCGAUACCUCGGUAAUCACAUACCCAACGAUCUACAUAGCCUGACGGCGGAGGUCCCCUUGACUUUGCAGAACAGCCAUUACAGCGUGGGCGACUCCGUGCCCUACUUGUCGAAUGUCGUAAACGUGGCGUGUCUUCACUGCAGGCCGGCGAUGCAAUUAAGUUCCGACUUAGAAUCCUUCCUGCGGCACGGCUUUGUGUUCGUCUCGAUGGGAUCGUCGGUGCGAGCUUCCGGGAUGCCGGAGGCGUUACGGCAGAUCUUCGUCGCCGUGUUCUCCACGCUACCGUACAACGUCGUGUGGAAGUGGGACGGUGGCAAGAUCAAGGAUCUACCGGCGAACGUGAGGACGGCUGCCUGGUGGCCGCAGCAGGAGCUGCUCGGCCAUCCGAAGUUACGCGCCUUCGUUUCCCACGGUGGGCUUUUGUCUCUGCACGAGGCGGCCUAUCACGGCGCGCCAACUCUGAUCCUGCCGGUCUUCUGCGAUCACGACGGAAAUGCCGCGCAGGCCGAUAAGCUGGGUUACGCUUUGGUAAUGGAUCUGGCUGGCGUAUCUAUCGGCGUGCUUCGCGAAGGUAUAAUUAAAGUCGCCGCAUUUCACAAUAAUUCAUAUAGAGAAGCGGCUAAGAAGAGGAGUGCGUUAUUGCGCGAUCUUCCGAUCGGUCCAAGAGAAUUGGCCACGUGGUGGGUAGAACACGUUGCCAGGCAUGGCGGAGCCGAUCAUUUGAAAAGCUCAAUUAGGUACAUGAGCGUGUUCCAUUAUUACAGCAUGGACGUUGCGAUAUUUUACAUACUGAGUUUAAUUCUGAUAAUCUACGUGCUCAAGAAAUUAUGCUGGCGAGCGAUAAUCAGCCAGGAUACCUUCAAAAAGAAAGUAGACUGAUCGAUGAUUUCAUGGAAUCCUCCGUUAAAUUUAUUUUAUUUAUUGUAGAAUAUAGAAUAUAAUUUUUUAAUGAUAAGUAUAAAUAUAUUUAAUUGGGACAAAAUUGGGAUUAUAUAAGUCAAAAAAACGAUAUCUCGACUUCUUAAAGAUCUCUAAUAUAUUUUUAUGAGAAUGUAAUUAAUU